AUUUCUUGGAGAGCAGGAAAGAGAAUUUUCUGCGUCACGCUAUUUCGUGAUCCUGUAUAUCAAGCUAACCUAAUCGCGACGUUCAAUCCCGAUAGAAGAAAAAGUUUUUUUUUCCGAAGUCGUCGGUACUAUCCUUUUGCUUUACGGUGAAGGAGAUUUCUCCGCUUAAUUCUGUUCAUCUACGGUCUACCGAUCGGUUUGGAAAGAGGAAGUCGACCAUGGAGAAAAGUUCCUUUAAGCUUGAGCAUCCUCUAGAAAGGAGGCAAGCAGAGGCUUCCCGAAUUAGGGAGAAAUAUCCAGACAGAAUUCCUGUAAUCGUGGAGAAAGCUGAGAGGAGCGACAUACCAGACAUUGAUAAGAAAAAGUAUCUCGUCCCAGCUGAUCUAACCGUUGGACAGUUUGUCUAUGUUGUUCGAAAGAGAAUCAAGCUUAGUGCUGAGAAAGCCAUAUUCAUCUUUGUCAAGAAUACUUUACCACCCACAGCUGCGAUGAUGUCUGCCAUUUAUGAGGAGAACAAAGAUGAAGAUGGUUUUCUUUAUAUGACCUACAGUGGAGAGAACACAUUUGGGUCCUUCUAAAUCUCGGAGGAAUCUACUUAUAUCUCUGUAAAUACCAUGACCCAACAUAAGAACAGGGUGUACAUUCUUUCGCAGAUCUCAUGCUUCCCCAAUCCUCUACUAAUUUGCUUUGUAUGACCAUUGACAUUAAUCUGAAAUUUCUGGAUCUGUUUAUUUCUGUAAUUCUUCCUUUAAAUUGUUUCUUCUGAUUUUUAA
Dendrobium catenatum is the source of this 773-nucleotide messenger RNA. RefSeq names its product autophagy-related protein 8C. Bases 219 to 578 code for a protein of 119 amino acids. The record is from RefSeq and is a predicted model, not a curated record. NCBI's taxonomy places the organism in Eukaryota, Viridiplantae, Streptophyta, Magnoliopsida, Asparagales, Orchidaceae. Gene Ontology annotation, biological process: cellular response to nitrogen starvation. The transcript is spliced from 6 exons.